Messenger RNA from Solanum pennellii, 1941 nucleotides. RefSeq names its product CRS2-associated factor 2, mitochondrial. The record is from RefSeq and is a predicted model, not a curated record. Gene Ontology annotation, biological process: Group II intron splicing. The transcript is spliced from 7 exons. Gene Ontology annotation, molecular function: RNA binding. The coding region runs from base 439 to 1584 and encodes 381 amino acids. NCBI's taxonomy places the organism in Eukaryota, Viridiplantae, Streptophyta, Magnoliopsida, Solanales, Solanaceae.
ACAUCCCCUUAUGCAAAAUCUCUUUUCAUAACACAUUUCCCUUAAGAAGAUGAAGUUCAGGCCUAGUGUAACCCUCUUGGCAGCGCGUUUUAAAGGCGAUGCAGCCCUAGAUUAUUCAGAGCAGAUACAUUACUAAUGUGCUGGAUUCUGUAUGCAAUAUCAGAAUCAAACUUUGCAUGCGAAACACUUGGUGAUGGUUAGACAAACUUCAGAUACUUGAGAUGAUAACAGGACAUAUCUCAGCGUCCUCGGAGGUGUAUGUAACACCAUAGAUAAAUCUUAUAUCAACAACAAGAUACCGGAGAUGUUGGGUAUAUAAAGAAGUCACGAAUUUGAUACUUUGAAUCGUGAAAGUAAGUGACUAAUACUUGCAUUUGAGAUGGUUCGUCUUAAUCACACCAUUUAGGUGCAGCCUUCCUGGACUCUUGUAACCAUGGGAUGCUUUGGAAUAAAGAGAAAUGUACUGAGCUUAGAAUGAUGAAGCUAUUUCCAUGGCGUCGUUUAACCAUUCAAGCACAUGGUACCCUCUAUUCCAAAAUCCCCUCUUCAUCAUUCAUCAAUUUUUCCCCUUCUCUGUUCCAUUCUCAGCCAGAGCAAGAUGAUAUCUUCGACCCUCCAUUUUCUCCCCCCUUAAAAACCCAUAAACCCAAGAAAUCGAUGACAGAAAAGCAUGAAAAUGCAGCAUCCAACGAAGAUUCUGAAAAAGCUCACAACUUUACUGUCAAUUCCGACUUGCCCUUUGAUUUUCGCUACUCUUACUCUGAAACCAACCCGGCGGUUGAGCCAAUUGGUUUCCGUGAACCGCCUCGGUUCUCUCCGUUUGGACCGGGACGGCUUGAUAGAAAAUGGACCGGAACUUCAGCUCCGCGUUUACAGCCGGUGGAUUUGGAGAAAGUGGCAGAGGAGCGACGGCGGAUCCUCGGAGAACCACUCUCAGAGGAGGAAACGGCGGAGCUGGUCGAGAAGUAUCGUCAUAAUGAUUGCUCUCGUCAAAUGAAUUUGGGGCGGGGUGGAGUUACUCACAAUAUGUUGGAAGAUAUCCAUAACUAUUGGAAGAAGGCUGAAGCUGUAAGGAUCAAGUGCUUGGGGGUGCCAACUCUUGACAUGGAUAACGUAUGCUCUCAUCUCGAGGACAAAUCAGGUGGAAAAGUUAUCUAUCGCCAUAUUAAUAUCUUACUCUUAUAUCGUGGUCGACAUUAUGAUCCCAAAAGUAGACCUACUGUUCCUGUGAUGCUGUGGAAGCCUUUGGCUCCAAUAUAUCCAAAGCUUGUGAAGAAUGUUGCUGAAGGCCUGACGUUUGAAGAAACAAAGGCAAUGAGGAACAAAGGGCUCAAUGCUCCUCCUCUAACGAAACUCAGCAGAAACGGGGUGUACGUGAAUGUGGUGGGCAAAGUCAGAGCAGCUUUUGAAACAGAAGAAGUCGUUAGAUUAGAUUGUACCCACGUGGGAACAAGUGAUUGCAAAAGAAUUGGUGUUAAAUUACGGGAUCUGGUACCAUGUGUUCCUAUCUUGUUCAAAGAUGAGCAGAUUAUUCUCUGGAGAGGCAAAAGAGAUGAACAGAACAGAACUCCGGCUCCUGAAUAGAACUUAAGCUCACAGAUGUCUUUUGAAAUUUCGAGCUUCCAUCUUGGAGCAAGGCACUCACAAUCUUCAUUUGGCAAAUGAAUCUGCCAAGGCUUCUCGACUGUUGCUUGAACUUGUUAUACAAGAACCGACCAUUAUGUUCAAUGACAUUGUCCUGGGUUUUGCUGAUGAGAUGUGCUAAAUUAGGCAGCUCAGAUCACAAAUGACAGAGAAAUGCAAGCAGGUGAAAAAACUAGUUUCUGAAAAUCCUGUAGUUGAUAGACUACUACUCGAGUUGCAUGUAAACGUUCAUGCUAAAGCUUCUGAAUUAUAGAUGUUUUCUACAGAGCAAUUAGUUAAAUUUUUAUGGCAUGGUAU